AUGGGACUUAUACAAUCCAUUGUUUGUUCUAUAACAUUCUGCGUUGAAAGAGUUUUGACAUGGACUUGCUGUGCUUUCCUGCUGAUGCUGCUCAUGUUCACAGUCAUCGUCCUAAUGAUUUACGGCAUCGCAGUGGGCUACCACUACGCACAAAAAGAAUUGGCAUCAUUUGCCGUGUCAUCGCGAUCGACCACAGAGCCUGGUCUGUCGAGGCGAAGGUCUGGAGACAGCGGUGUGGACGAGAGCGCGCCCGUGGUCCGGCUGGUCGCGGUCAACAGGUCCGAGGUGGAACACGCGCCACAACCAGAACUCGAGGUGUAUCAACAGCAGAGGCCGGGAGAAAAAAUCUACAUGGACGUUUCUGCAACUCCGAUUGUCGUACUUGAAACGGAACGGCCACCAAGAGAACCUGACCUAUCACCGCAAGAGAAAGAACUCGCCCGAAGGCUGAUCGGCCGCUUUCGGCGCUCCAGGAACACUACCAUUCCCGCCGAACCAUUCUUGAGGCCACUGCGACCUUCUAAUGUCACCAUAUCCAGUUCUGUGGUGCCGACCACGUGA
This is a messenger RNA of Amyelois transitella, 561 nucleotides long. RefSeq lists its product as uncharacterized. The coding region runs from base 1 to 561 and encodes 186 amino acids. Lineage: Eukaryota; Metazoa; Arthropoda; Insecta; Lepidoptera; Pyralidae. The record is from RefSeq and is a predicted model, not a curated record. The transcript has 5 exons.